Camellia sinensis is the source of this 2209-nucleotide messenger RNA. RefSeq names its product hydroxyproline-rich glycoprotein family protein. Lineage: Eukaryota; Viridiplantae; Streptophyta; Magnoliopsida; Ericales; Theaceae. The record is from RefSeq and is a predicted model, not a curated record. Gene Ontology annotation, biological process: protein localization to cortical microtubule cytoskeleton. Gene Ontology annotation, cellular component: cortical microtubule.
GGUGUUUUUGGUCUAUUUUGAAGCCAUUAUCAAUUAAUUGUCAACGCAAACAUUAUUGCUUUUCAUUAAAGAGGAGAAGAGAAAUACAGUGUAGUUGCAGGCGGUUGGUAAAUGGUUGUGAUAGGGUCUCCGAGAGAUUGAUUGAAGCCAAGCCAUGAAGAAGCAAGAGAUUUCUCCAACACCACCACCGCCACCGCCACUAACCACAACAAGAAGAAGAGCUGAGAGCAAGAGCAGCGGUAUUUCUUUUUCGACGACGCCGGCUCGGCUUAGGGCCGCCUCCUCUAACUCUAAAGCGAAGGACUCGCCGUCGCCGACCAAACCCCAGACACCCCUCAAUCUGAAUCUGAAUGGGAAUCUGAACGAGAAUGGAAAUAAUAAUGGGGUAUUAUCACCAUCCCCAAAUCCAAGAGCCAAGUCGGUUCCUCCUCGGGAUGCAUAUUUACACAACAACAAUAAUCAAACGGCAAGGAGGAGGCCUCUUCCUCUCCUUGUUCUCAGCAAACCCAAAUCUCCAUCACAAUCAUCUCAAAAGGGUAAGGAUUAUUUUGAGCAGGAGGCGGUCAAGGCCGUGGGUCGGUCCGGCAACCGUCCUGUUGUCGAGCAAUUCGCUCGUCCUCGUCCUCUUCCUCGUCGGCAGCGGCUUACUACUAGCACCACCACCACCACCACCACCACCUAUCCUAAUUCUAAUUCUAACUCUAAUAAUAAGGUGAAUGAAUCUGAUGAUUUGGAUUGGAAGAAAAGGGCAGAAGAAUUGCUGGAGAAGCUUGACCGGAAUGAAACCUUGAUUACCAAUUUACAGUCUGAGGUAUUGGAAUUGAAGUCAGAGUUGGAUAAAGCGCAGAGCUUCAACACAGAGCUCCAAUCACACAACAGCAAGCUGUCCGAAGAUCUUGCCGCUGCCCAUUCAAAGAUUGCUACUCUCUCUACUACUACUACUACGCCUCCUCCUCCUCCUCCUCCUCCUCCUCCUGAUCAGAAGGAGUCUGGGGCGGAGUACCAGAGUCAUAGAUUUAAAGAUAUUCAGAAGCUCAUUGCCACCAAAUUGGAACACUCCAAACUCAAGAACGAGGCAAUAAACGAUGGAAGUCCUACUAGGGUGCUAACGGCGCCAUCUACAAAGCCCACACCCAUAGCCGUGGAUGUACAGAACAAUGUUCCGGCAUGCCACUUGCCACUGCCACCACAUCCCCCUCCCCCUCCCCCUCCCCGACCUAGAGCCCCUGGCAAAUCAGCUAUCACCCGGAAGGAUCCACCAGUUGUAGAACCUCGUCACAUGUUAACAAAGUGUGACAGGAGCAGUAACCCUUCAGGAUCAGGGAAUUGUGAUAAGCCCUUGAUCAUUAGUGCACACAGUAGCAUAGUUGGAGAAAUACAAAAACGUUCGUCGCAUCUUUUAGCUAUAAAAGUAGACAUUGAAACAAAAGGAGAGUUUGUAAACAGGCUUAUCGAGGAAGUGGUGGGUGCUGCUUACACAGAUAUUGAAGAUGUUUUGAAAUUUGUGGAUUGGCUUGACAACCAACUCUCAUCAUUGGCUGAUGAGCGGGCAGUGCUUAAACAUUUCAAUUGGCCUGAGAAGAAAGCAGAUGCCAUGCGAGAAGCUGCAGUUGAAUAUCGUGGCCUCAAACUUUUAGAAAGUGAAGUUUCUUCCUACAAGGAUGAUGCUAGUGUUCCAUGUGAAGUUUCCUUGAAGAAGAUGGCUGGCUUACUUGACAAGUCAGAGCACAACAUACAAAAGUUGAUUAAGCUGCGAAACUCAGUUAUGCUUUCUUAUCAGCACUUCAAAAUUCCAACCAACUGGAUGCUUGACUCUGGAGUUAUUAGUAAGUCUCUCCAGAUAAAGCAGUCUUCUAUGAUGCUUGCCAAGAUUUACAUGAGGAGAGUACUAGUGGAGCUUGAAUCUAUGCAGUAUUCAGAAAGGGAAUCCACUCAAGAAGGCUUACUGAUACAGGGUGUGCAUUUUGCUUAUAGGGCUCACCAGUUUGCUGGAGGGCUUGAUUCAGAAACGUUGUGUGCUUUUGAAGAGAUAAGACAACGUGUCCCAGGACACCUACGAGGAUCUCAAGAACUGUUGGUUGGCAUACCAUCAUCAUAAGACUAAUUUCAGACUUCAUCGUGUGGACUUCAAAGUUUGAUAAAGACUAGUGACUAAGUCCUUUUUUUUUUCAUUUGUUUUUCUCUGCCCGUCCUCACCCUCAGAAAUGUC